AUGUCUGGCGACAUAUCUGCUGGAACAGUCAUUGAAUUGACCGAUGGGCGCCAGGCGACUGUGCGCUUCGUCGGCAGCACUCACUUUGCGGCUGGAGAAUGGAUAGGCCUCGAGUUGAAUGAAGCUACGGGAAAAAAUGAUGGAUCCGUACAGGGUGAGAGGUACUUCGAUUGCGAGCCAGGAUAUGGCAUGUUCGUUCGUCCAACAGUCAUUGGUAAAGUCAUCCCAAACGCUCCGCGGGAGAGUAAACAAACCACGAAGCCCGCCACUACUGCUGCAGCGACCAGGGUACAGCCUCAAGCUGGCCUUGCUGGUGGAUUGAGAAAGCAGUCCGGGCCUGCACCCGCCAAUACCAGACGGCAAAGCGUCAAUGCAGCUUCGACGCCUACGCCAGCGCCGAGGGGUACAGCCGUGCGAUCGUCUCUUCGAUCACCCACCAAAUCCCCAACGAAACAGCUCGGCACUACCGCAGGCCACGGGACUCGCCCAUCAAUCGGCGGUGCCUCUCGCACCUCCACGGCAGCACCAACUCGACCUCGGCUAGCCCCAAGCACCAGAAGCUCGCUGGCAUCGGCUCCGACCCAGCCGGCCACCACGAGAGCUUCCCGACCUUCAAUAUCCGGGACAACAUCUCGGACUUCGCGACCAGGGUCCCAAAGUACAGUGGCUUCAUCCACGGGCGGCCUAUCAAAACGUCCUUCAUUACGGCAGAUAGGCACUACAAAAGCAUCCGAUGGAGGAGACACGGGAAUUGGUGGACAGUCUGGGGAUCCCACCGACAACGAAUCUCCUGACACUGAAGGGGAAGGUGUACAAGAUGCCGCUCCAGCGCAAAAGGGCCCUCGACAGUCCAUGACCGCCGCACGCCCCGCAGCAUCACGACCCGGAGCUCCUGCUUCUACUAGCACUCGACAAGCACAAGCCGGCGCCGUGAACCGCGAGCUGGAAGAGCUCAACGCCAAGCUCAAAGUUAUGGAGAAGAAGCGAUCCGACGACCGGGAAAAGCUCAAGACACUCGAACAGCUCCAGUCCGAACGUGACAAAUUCGAAGCCAUCAUUCAAAAACUACAAGCCAAAUAUCAACCACAACAAAUGGAGAUUACCGAGCUCCGCAAGAAGCUUAAGGAUACCGAGACCCGCUAUGAUGAGCUAGAACGGUUACAGGCAGAGCAUGAAUCCCUCAUGGAAAUGGCUGGCUUGGACCGGGAGAUGGCUGAAGAAACGGCCGAGGCAUUCAAGCAUGAAUGCGCGGCGUUGCGCUCUAAGAUGGACGAGUUGAAUCUAGAGGUGGAAGUUCUCCGAGAGGAGAAUGAAGAAUUCAGCCAAGUCACUAGUCCCGAGGAAAGAUCCAGCCAUGGGUGGCUUCAGAUGGAAAAGACCAAUGAACGUUUGCGUGAAGCGCUCAUCCGCCUGCGGGAUAUGACACAGCAACAGGAAUCGGACCUUAAAGCCCAAAUCAAAGAGAUGGAAGAAGAUCUUGAGGAGUACUCUGCCGUCAAAUCCGAUUACGAAGCCACCAAAGAGAAACUACUGGUUGCGGAAACAAACGUGGACGAUCUCAAGCAACAGCUAGAAACUGCACUGGGCGCCGAAGAAAUGAUCGAAGAAUUGGCAGACAAGAACAUGCGCUACCAAGAUGAGAUCAAUGAGCUGAAGGCUGCUAUCGAAGAUUUGGAAUCAUUGAGAGAGAUCAGCGAUGAAAUGGAGUACACGCACAUUGAAACCGAAAAACAGCUCCAGGAAGAGAUUGACUAUCGGGAAGGUGUCUUCAGCGACCAAUGCCGAAAAAUCAACCAGCAGGACGAGGUCAUUGUGGACCUUGAAUACACACUCAAUCGCUUCCGAGAACUAGUUUCCAAUCUCCAGACAGACCUGGAAGAUAUGCGGGCCACGAAACAUCUUUCAGAGGCAGAGACCAUUGAGAACGAAGCGCGUCAGCGCACAAUGCAGGAUCUGGCCACCAAACUACAGGCCAACACAACAAAGUCUCAAGCCAACUUCGUUGACGUGGAGUUGAACCGCAUGGAUGCCGAAGAAGCCACUCUGCAGCUUUCCAUGGUCAAGCUGUACCUUCCUGAAUACUUUGAGAGUGAAACCAACUCCGUCCAAGCUUUGCUCCGAUUCAAGCGAGUUGGUUUCAAGGCUAAUAUCAUGCAUAAUACCCUUCAGGACAAGGGCGCAGAACACUCGACUGUGCCGCAUGAGGAAGUUUUCCAAGCUCAAGAGGUUCUUGGAUGUUUGAUGUGGAUUUCGAAUGUAUGCGACCAGUUCGUGAACUACAUCACAAGUUGCUCGCCUGAACAAUUUGUGAACAUUAAGGUUGCGAUGUUCGAAAUGGAGCCAGUGGAGCGUACUUUGAACUUUUGGAUUGAGACUGUCAAGAAGAACGAGGUAAACCUCGCGAAAUUCGCGGUUGAACUGCAGCGCUCCAUCGCCCUUAUUGCGCACCUCGCAGAGACCCUUCUUCCAUCUAGCAUGGAGAAGUUUGCGGAUGAGUUGUGCCUCCGUGCCAGAUUAUCCCAGUCGUACCUCGAUCAUGCAGCCACAGCAGUCACGCGCGUGAAUGCCAUGAUUCAAUCUAAGAUGGUUGCAGCGGAAGAGGGCGACGAGGAAAAACUAGUUACUCUUGAGAAGCUAAGUGCCUUUGACCCACAGGCGCGUGGUUACAAAGUAUCUAUGGGCAAGAUUAGUCGGGCACUGGAUGAUCUACGCUCUAGAUCACUUGCACUUUCACAAGAAUCCGAUGAGCCUUUCAAGAAGGUCGAGCAAGACACCCGUGCCCUUUUGGAAUUUGCUCGAAAGGUCGGCGAGAGCCUGGUCACUCUCACAAGUGAUGAAGGUCGCAUAGAGCCAUACAGUCCGCAGGAGAUUUUGGAUAGCAUGGCACAAGCAGCUGCGUCUUUCACCUCGUCCGAAAAUGCAGACGAUAGCAACGAUCCUGUUUCACUGCUGUUCACGAAAUUGCGGGAAAUCGGUGAGCAGUUUGAAGAACUUGCUUCUAUUUCGUCGGAUCUCUCUCGCACCACUGAAUUCGAGAGAGGCGCGUUCCCUUGGAUUGCGCGUGCUGCGGAACUGAAGUCUAAUAAGAUGUCCUCCCCGGAUGCCGACGAAGAAAUUCGACAAUUAAAGAAUGAGAUCCAUGAAGCCUCAGCCGCGCUCGGCGUGAAAGACAACACUCUCGAGGAGCAAGGACUCAAGAUUGAACAUCUUGAGGCCCGAAUGAGAGAGGCGACCAAGAAGGCUGCCAUGGUCAAGGACCUCGAAGCGAAGAUCGAAGAUAUCCAACUUGCGGCAAGCGAGUUGGAGAAGACGCUCGAGCAGCACCGGAAAGAUCUCACGACCGCUGAAACGGAGCGUGACGAUGUCAUGGCACGCCUUGAACGAAUGAAGCGGAUGUCAGGAACAACCGGCCUGGCUAACUCGGGCAAUGGCGUCGUCAUCGACAGCGAAGCAUCUCUGGCUGCCAUGCACGAGAACGAAAGUCUCCGUGCUGAAGUCGCAAGCCUACAGGCAGCUGUGCGUUUCCUCCGAGAAGAGAAUCGUCGCUCGAACAUUCUCGACCCGUAUUCCGUCCAGCGAUCCACGGAGAUGCACGCCUGGCUCGACGCACCGCUCACACGCGCUAAACCAACCGCCGAACAAGAGAAAAUUCAACGCACCGCUCUUGAAAGUCGAGAUGUGAUGACGCAUCUCCUCAAACUGACCAAAGAUUCCCAUGUCACCGAUCUCAAAUCCACAAUGGCUGCACCAGUCAGCGGUGAUGGCGAUAAUGCCAGCCGCACUGCCUGGCGCCCAUCGAAGACCCGUCUCCGCUACCAGGUCCUUCAGCAGCGCGAAAACUUCGAGCACUGGGCUGAGUGGCGCGAUGAGAUUGUCAACCACGAACGUGAGCAAGACCGCCUGGUUGCCGCGAAACAAGAGCGUGCAAUGCGGGAUCGCGUUUCUCGGCAUGCUCACAAGGGUUCUGUGGAGUUUCCCCAGGGCUUGGGCCACGGUAUGAUGGGCCGCGCCUGGCAGAUCCUGGGCAUGCAGAAGCACCGCAAAACCGGCUCGAUUAGCACGCCUGCGCCAGAUGGUGUGGAAAUUGUGUCCACUGACUGA
Messenger RNA from Penicillium olsonii, 4101 nucleotides. NCBI's taxonomy places the organism in Eukaryota, Fungi, Ascomycota, Eurotiomycetes, Eurotiales, Aspergillaceae. The record is from the annotation of a GenBank genome assembly.